UCUCUCUCUCUCUCUUGUGUGUCUGCCUAUCUUCCUCACCAGUGUCAUUUUGAAGUCUGUCCAUGUGGCUUCAUUUCACUGGCACGUUCAUCGCCACAAGAGAGGAAAGGGAUAAAGGGAAAACAGGACAAAAACAACUCGACAUAAUAACCACAUGGGCAGAACAUUUAGUACCCUGGAUAUGAGAGGAGAAGGGCGGGCUUAAAUUAGGAGGAAUAGACGCGGUUAAAAAAGAAAAUAGGCAACUGACCGAAAUUUCAGCGGGUCAUCGGCCGUUUCGGGAAAGCAACAACAAAAAAGGAGCGCAAGGAAAUUGUUAACGUGUGAUGCCCACACGCAGAAAUGACCACUGAUCAGGAUCUGACUAUCGAUGGCCAGCCAGCCACAGCCAUGUUUGCUGCAAAGGGCAUUGAUGUAACACCUAAUAAAGACCAAGGAGUCAUCAAGGUUGUGAAGCGUCAGGGGCUCGAUGGAGAGCGGCCAAUGAUUGGAGACAGAGUGGUCGUCCACUACACCGGAAAGCUGCUCACUGGGAAGAAGUUUGACAGCAGUCGAGAUCGCAGAGAACCUUUUUGCUUCAAUGUGGGCAAAGGACAAGUCCUCAAGGCCUGGGAUAUUGCUGUGUUGUCCAUGCAGAGAGGUGAGGUGUGCACGUUCCUGUGUAAGCCAGAGUACGCUUAUGGAUCUGCUGGAAAUCCUAACAAAAUUCCUCCCAACUCUUCAGUAGUGUUUGAGAUGGAGCUACUAAAGUUUGAAGGAGAGAUUCUCACAGACGAUUCCGGCAUCAUAAGAAGAAUAAAGGUCAAAGGUGACGGUUACACUAAUCCCAACGAUGGAGCAAGUGUUGAAGUGCACCUAGAGGGAAAGUGUGGUGGUCGACUGUUUGACUGCAGGGAUGUCAGCUUUGUGGUUGGUGAGGCUGAAGAUAAAGGCGUUCCUUUCGGAGUGGACCGAGCCAUGGACAAGAUGCAAAAAGGAGAAUGCUGUUUACUUCACUUAAAACCAAAGUAUGGUUUUGGAAACAAAGGUAAACCAGAAUACAAAAUUGGACCAGACAAAGACGUCAUAUACGAAGUUACCCUCAAAGACUUUCAAAGGGCCAAAGAAUCAUGGGAAAUGGACUUGCCUGAAAAGCUAGAUUUGGCUGUUGGAGUUAAGCAUAAAGGGAAUCAAUAUUUUAAGACAGGGCUAUACUACCAGGCAGUCAUCCAGUACCAGCGUAUCGUUUCCUGGCUAGAGAUGGAGUGUGGUAAUGGGCUGGAUCAGCAUAAGAAGAUACAGACUUUUAUACUAACAUCACACCUCAACUUAGCCUUGUGUUUCCUGCGGAUAAAAGAGUUCUCACAAGCUGUGGAGCACUGCAACAAGGCAAUUGAGCUCGAUGAGAACAAUGAGAAGGCUUUGUAUCGUCGUGGGGAAGCCCGUCUCCUUCGUAACGAGUUCAGCCUUGCCAUGGAAGACUUUCAGCUUGUGCUGCAAGUCAACCCCUCAAAUCGAGCAGCCCAUGCUCAUAUUUCCAUCUGCCAGAGCAAGAUUAAGGAACAUCAUGAACAGGACAAGAAGAUCUAUGCCAACAUGUUCCAGAAAUUUGCAGAACGGGACGCCAAGGUUGGGAAGACUAAGAGGAGGCGGGAUGAGAGUGCGAGGAGCGGCAUGAAUGGUGAAAUGGGCAUCAAGCGACGGCGAAGGAGUCAGGACUGUCCAUCGUAAAAGUGACAUUUGAAAGGGCGAAAAAGAAAGACAUGUCUUCAUUUGAUUUCCAAGCCAAGGGAGCAGAGGCAUGAACGAGGUCAUGUAAAAGCUUCUAAUCCAAACCUCCUUAUCCCAAAAUCCAACAUUACCAUUCCUGCAUAUAAAGCAGAGUGAAAGCAGAGAUGUUUGCAAGCCAAACAGCAUUUCCCUUCCCAUUCUGACUGUGCGAAUGCCAGGACGUACCUCCCUGUGGAAUUAGUCCUGCAGAAUUAGUGAGUUAAGAUUGUUAAACACUUCUGGCCCCCACCUUUUAUUUAAAAAAAUAUAGUUUAUUUCUUCAAAAUUCCAUUGUAUUUUUCAUUAGGCUACUGUGUAGAGUUCAGAUGUGCCUCCACAGUGUGUUUCCAAUUCCCAAACUGUACGUGCUGGUUUUCACACCUCUGGCUUGUAUUUGGUAUUAAGCCUUUUCUUGGGCAGCUACAUGCAUGCAUCACAAGGUGUUCAGGAUUCAGACUUGAAAUUUUGCUAUUUUCUAAAUGUGCAAUAUGUAUUUUGGAUAAAAGGUGUAACAAGUCCCGUUAGCUCAGUGGCAUUUGAAACCUUUCUGUUCCUUGGUUCAUAAAAACAAUCAUAGUGUAAAAAAGCCUGCAUUUAUGGAAUGUUGGGAAAAACUAAAAUACGAAAAAAGCAACAACAAAAAAAAUACUAGCUCACAAAAAGAGAGUAGAAUCUGAAAUAAGCACAAACUCCAGAUACUAAAUUAUACCAAAACAUAAAACAAAUAAUACUAAUAAUAACUGUAAUUCUGGCAAAUUCACUGUAUUUUGUUAUUGCUAGAAACAACUGAAAUAAUAUUAUUUUGUGACAUUAAGCUACUACCUAAAGCCAAAUCAGUACUGAACCUAAACUGUAGUGUAGAGAGAUUAUUUCCAGACAUACAAUUUAAAUUUAGGAUAAAGACGAGGCAGUGUUUUACAAUGGAUAAGAUCACCGUCAUGCACUAAAAUAAAAAUAAUUUAUUCACGAAUACAUGCAUGAUAAGUAAUUUGUAAUUUGUUGAAAUCUUGUGUUUUAUCCAUUAAACACAUCACACAGUAAAAACCAUUUUUUAUGAGAGGCCAGUCUGGUAUUAAUAGUAAAACAGUGAUGAUCUAUGGGAGUGAUAUCAGAUGAUAACAUCAUUUUUGACUUGACUGAUUAUAUUUUAAGACGGUGGCAGCUGCAAAAAAACCUUCAUGAAAUAAACAGUUCAACAUUAAAGGUUUACACUCCUGAGCUUUGGUGGAUUUUAGUGAUUGAUGACUUUCUUCUUCUUUUGCUGUAUGUUUAUCUAUCUGCUAACUGCAUAAACAAGCAUGGCACAAUCUCCAGCACACAUAAAUCCUCAUAAUUGUGACUUCUUAUAAAAGGAGGCAUUUGAUCAUAACAUCAUCCCCAUUUCCACCUUUGUAUUUGACAGGGCAGAUGCACUAGUAUUGACCCCUUGAGUACAAGUGGAAGAGGGACACCAAAACAGCAAUGGAGCUUUAAACAGAAUCACAGUUUUCUUUUAAUGAUUCACAAAUUCCAUGAACUUUGGUUAUGUAAUCAACUACAUAAUUUCACAUCUGUUUUUUGCCUCAGUCCUGGAACUAGUGUCUCUUUAUUUGACUGCAUCUAUUUCUUCAUUUUUUUUAUUUUUUAACGUGUGAAUGUUAGUGGAUCGUGGACAAUGAUGCACUUUGGUGACUGUGUACUCCACAGUGCUAUGGAGAAAGCACUAGUGGCAAUGCCAGACUAGUGACUGUCAAACCAACACUGUUAUCUUUUCAGGAAAUGUCUGAAUAAAGUCUUGAGAUGUUUUAUAAACAUUGGUUGGCUCAGAAUGAAAACCUUAGCUGUCUUAAAUAUUUUGUGUAAAAAAAUCAACAGUGUGUGUGUGUGUGUUAAUAUAUAUUGUAUGUUAACAAAGUUUUUAAACAGCAUAUUGCUAUAUGUGUUCAAGUACUGCUUGCUCACUGUCAACUACAAAAAGAUUCCCGGGCCUCUUAGUGCUACCAUUCAUCAUGUUUGAUAACUUGACAAUGCAAAUGACAGGAAUAAUUUGGAAAUGUUUGUCAUAAACAAGCAGUAUAAAAUACAGCCUGUUGAACUGCAACACUGACAAUAUGAAAUUGGUUUUAUUAGAAACUGUUAUAUCAUAAAAAAAUGUAUUUAAUAGAUCUUCAACCUGUAAAGCAAAAUGUGAUCAAUGUUUAAACUGGCAUUUAUGCAAAAGAAAUAUUUUCACACAAAAAACUACGUAAGGUACCUUUAUAUAUUUUUAUUUUUUAUUUUUUUUGCACUUUAAAAGCAUUAAAUAAAUCCGAGAGUUGCAUUAAAAGAAAUACGUCAUUCUUCAAGUUAUAAGUUUUUACAGUGUAAUAAAAUCUUUAAAGUUUG
Molecule: messenger RNA, 4113 nt
Organism: Perca flavescens (yellow perch)
Lineage: Eukaryota; Metazoa; Chordata; Actinopteri; Perciformes; Percidae
Gene: fkbp5
Product: FKBP prolyl isomerase 5
Exons: 11
Coding region: 343-1710 (455 amino acids)
Molecular function (GO): protein binding; peptidyl-prolyl cis-trans isomerase activity
Source: RefSeq, a predicted model, not a curated record